AUGGAUUCAAAUUCAGAAAAAUGUCAACAAAAUGGCAACAAAUUAUUACUCAGGGGUGGCGCCUCCGUGAGAGAGCUGUUUCAUAUCCUUUCCGCCACCCUCCUCAGCCUCCUCAUCCCACUAUCAUUCCUCCUCCUUGCCCGGCUCACCACCGCCCGCUAUUUGUUAUCAGUUUUUGAUAAUUAUCCCAUGCAAAAUCCCAAUUCUCCUUUAUCCUUACUUUUUCUAUACACAAAACCCACAGUUAUUAAUUUACUAGUUACAAUUGUUAGUGUUUUAGCUCUUACAAAUGGAUUGAUUGGAAAAAUUAAACUUUUGAGCGGUCCGCCGCCUCCUGCAAAGGCAGUCGAAUUCCGGUUGUGUUUGUAUGUUGCGUGGAUUUUUCUUUGUAUUUUACAAAUUUGUGUUGCAUUGGGAAUUGAAGGGAGCAUCGCCGCCGGCGUCGAUGGGUCCAAGUUUGGGCAGGAGAAGAGUUUGCCGUGUAGAGUCGUUUUCUUCUUCGGAUUGCAUGAAACGAUGGCGUUUUGGGAGGCAGCGGUGGUGAAGCCGGUAGUGGACGACACGAUUUUCGGGUUCACGAGGGAGCAGGGUUGGGCGGAGAAGGUGGCGACGGCUGUUAGUUUUGGUGGGCUCUGGUGGUGGAGGUUGAGGUAUGAGGUGGAGGCGCUAGUGGUGGUGCCGGAGGUGAAGAGGGAGCUGAUGAUGAAGAUAGGGGUGGCGGAUUUUAUUGGGUGGUGGCUGUAUUAUUUAACGGUGACAAUUGGGAUGGUUAGGGUGGUGAAAGGUGUCAUAUGGGUGGUGAUGAUUUUAACAUGCCGGCGGAGGUGGCGGUUCGUGAAGGGCAAUGACGGUGGUGAUCUCUGGGUAAAUGAAGAGAAGGUUUGA
Molecule: messenger RNA, 885 nt
Organism: Fraxinus pennsylvanica
Lineage: Eukaryota; Viridiplantae; Streptophyta; Magnoliopsida; Lamiales; Oleaceae
Source: the annotation of a GenBank genome assembly